Molecule: messenger RNA, 2178 nt
Organism: Lacerta agilis (Sand lizard)
Lineage: Eukaryota; Metazoa; Chordata; Lepidosauria; Squamata; Lacertidae
Product: bile salt sulfotransferase-like
Exons: 10
Coding region: 1-1551 (516 amino acids)
Biological process (GO): sulfation
Cellular component (GO): cytoplasm
Molecular function (GO): sulfotransferase activity
Source: RefSeq, a predicted model, not a curated record
AUGAUCCCCUGCCAGCACGUCCUGAGGGACUUCCCUCCACUGGCUUCCCUUCCCUGGCUUCGCAUCCUCUCAUUCUGGCAACCGGCCAAAUGUGCAGAACUCCGGCCAGGCUGUGGGCACCUCCUCUGGCUGGGAAAUGACGAGAUCCGAGGGGCAUCUCCGCGGUGCCACCUUAACGUCGAAGGCUCCCCUGGCAAAGGAGGCAACGCUUGCAAGUUUAUUCAAAGGGAAGUCCCGCCCAGCGCUGCCCUCCUUGGAUUGGUUAUCGCAAAAUCAGGACUCCUGGGUCCACUGGGGAUGAAAGUGCCUGUGGUUUUAGCUGCUGCACAACAAGCAGAAAUUCAGCCAGUUCGCAUCGCCACAAAAAAGAGGGGAGCUGGCUGUGGUGGAGACAUAUGGUCACAUAUGUCUGGGUUUUUCUUUCAUUCCUAUGAGGCCAAGGAGAGCUGCCUAUCAAAAUAUGUGGCCUUGGUUUUGCUCUGCUGCCUCCCUCUAUCCCUCCUGUCACAAAGAACAAAGUCUCCUUUUGUGUGUCUUUCAGCGAGUGGCCUGGAUUUCCUCCCUCUGCAGAGAUCAUGUAACCAGGAGCCAAUAAAGCAGGUUCUGCUGCUGGGGACCUGGGCCUGUGAAAGGAGAGGCAACAGUCCCAAGACCAUGGCCAGGCGGGUUGCACACUCCAUAGAGUACGGUGGAAUAACCCUCCCCGCUCUAGUGCACAGUGAAGACAGCGUUCGGUAUGCCCAUCGGAGCUUCCAGGUGCAAGACAGCGACAUCUUCAACAUCACAUAUCCAAAAUCUGGGACAACUUGGAUGAAGGAAAUCCUCACCCUGAUCCACAGCAACGGGGACCCCACUCUCUCACGGUCAUUACCCUGCUGGGAACGGGUGCCCUGGAUCGAACAGGUCACAGCGGUGAAAUACCUGGAGCACCAAACGUGCCCCCGCCUCAUAACCUCUCACUUACCCGCAGCAAUAUUUCCAGAAUCGUUCUUCACCUCUCAGGCUAAGGCCAUUUACACCGUCCGCAACCCCAAGGAUGUCUGUGUCUCGCUCUAUUACUACACCAAGAUGGCUUCGUUUCUGGAGCACGAGGAGGAUUUUGGGGAAUUCAUCAGGAAGUUUGUUUCAGGGGAAGUUCUCUUUGGCUCCUGGUUUGAUCAUGUCAAGAGCUGGCUAGCCUACAAAGACCAGGCAAACUUUCUUCUUCUGACCUAUGAUGAAUUGCUGAAGGACUUACGGGGCAGCGUUCUCCGCAUCUGCCAGUUCCUGGCGAAGGACUUAGAUGUGCCUGCUGUUGACUCCGUGGUGGAGAACGCCUCCUUUGAAGCCAUGAAGGGCAACAAGAUGGUGAACUAUAGCCUCGUCUCUGAGGAUAUUAUGAACCAAAAGAUCAGCCCCUUCCUCAGGAAAGGGAUUUCUGGAGAUUGGAAAAACCAUUUCACUUCAGAGCAGAGUGCUGCAUUCCAUCAUCUCUACCAGGAGAAGAUGAAAGACGCAGGGAUCAGAUUUCCUUGGGAUGAACUCCAAACUGAAAUCCACCAGGAACCUUAAGGUUUCGGAGAGGGAAACGUUAGGUGCAGAAUUUUCCCCUUUCUAACGUCCUUAUACACCAGCCUUUGUUAUGAGAACCAGCUUACUCUUUUUAACACAAAAGCUACCAUUCUCUUCUCACAUAAUAUAGGAGUCCCAGCUAUCAGCACUACUGAGGAUUCCAGUGCAGGGUUAUGUUUUGAGAAACGAACAGUAGGGGCUCUUCACUCUGAUAGAAAGCAGAGGGCUAGCUUAUACAACUGGAAGAAUCAAAGUUUUCUUGGAUUGUAUCACAUCAAGCUGCAGUGGUGGUGGUGAUGAUGUUGCGUGUCUGAGUCACCCCCCCACAAAAGAAAAUGCUUCCUGCAUUUAGAAAGCUAGCCUUUCAGGGACAAAGGGUCUGACCUUUCCUUUCCCCACUCACAUGCUAGAUUUUGUUCCCCAGGCAAGGAGUUCUCUUGUGUUCUUUUGCUGCUGUGUCGCAAUAUUCCUGUGCCUCUCUUUACUACAAAAGAACAUUUGUUUUUGCCAGUUUUGUCUGCCUUCCCUCUUGCAGGUGACUUUUGUUUUAUUUGCAGUCGAGACUGGUUAUAAAAUUUUGCCUCCCCAAACUAAUAAAGCAGCAAUAGCUCUCCCGACUGUCCACUA